This is a messenger RNA of Colossoma macropomum (tambaqui), 2806 nucleotides long. It is a transcript of the gene kazna, whose product is annotated as kazrin, periplakin interacting protein a. Gene Ontology annotation, molecular function: protein binding. The record is from RefSeq and is a predicted model, not a curated record. Lineage: Eukaryota; Metazoa; Chordata; Actinopteri; Characiformes; Serrasalmidae. The transcript has 15 exons. Bases 264 to 2483 code for a protein of 739 amino acids.
CGGCUGUCCCCGCCCAGUUUGCUUGAGCAGGGAGAGGGGAAAUGAAAUACUAGCAAACCUGCUGUUACGCUCACCGUGUAGAGGCUGACAGAGCGAGAGACCUACAAAAGACAGUGAUAGAGUAAGAGAGAGAGAGCUCAGAGUUUUAGUGCUUGGCUGAUGGAAAACUUUGGAGCUGGUGAUGUUUUUUCUUUGUCAUUGCUAAAUAUGAAGUAUCAGUAGCUGCUGCUGGAAGCAGACAGGUGUUGGGGACAGAGUGUGGAAUGAAGUCGGAUCGAGAGGAGGGGAAAGCCGUGCUGCUGCGUGAGGAAGUGCUGUGUCUCCAGGAGGAAGUGGCUGAGCUGAAGCGGAUGAAGGAGAUGUUGAAUAAGGAGCUGGAGGAGAGCGGGGGAGGCUGUUCUGCAGAGCUUCUCUCUGCUGCUGAGCUCCGAGUGCAGCUGUCCCAGAGGGAGCAGGAGCUGGACCGUGCCAAAGAGGCUCUACACGCGAUGAAGGCGGAUCGUAAGCGACUGAAGUUGGAGAAAGCAGAGUUAGUGAAUCAGAUGCAGCAGCUCUAUGCCACACUGGAGAGCCGUGAAGAACAACUCAGAGACUUCAUCCGCAACUAUGAACAGCACCGCAAAGAGAGUGAGGAUGCAGUAAAGGUGUUGGCUAAAGAGAAGGACCUGCUGGAGAGAGAGAAGUGGGAUCUGCGGCGUCAAACUAAAGAAGCCACAGAGCUCGCUACUGCACUACGCUCCGCACAGGACCUGAAGGAGAACAGAAUCAAAGAGCUGGAGGCCGAACUGACAAUGAUGAGUAACUAUGUGGCCCAGAAACUCGAGUGUCAGCUGUUCGUUCGAGAUCCAGAAAAGCCAGUCUCCCCCAGAAAUAUGUCGGCUAAGCAGUCUUUGGCUACGCUCACUAAAGAUGUUCCUAAGCGCCACUCUUUGGCCAUGCCCACAGAGGCCGUCGUCAAUGGCAACCAGGAGUGGGUGAUGCAUGCAGAGCUGCCUCUAACAGCAGCCAUACGCCAGAGUCAACACAGCCUGUACCACACACUCGACAGACAGGUGUUAAAGGCCGCGCCCCCGUGUGUGUGUGACGUUGAUGGAGUGUGUGUGGCGCACUCCUCAGGCAGUCUGCGUCUCAGCCCCUGUCACUCACGGCAACCUUCACUUCUGUCAGACGCCUCGGCACUGGAGGGAGAGCGAUCAUCCACACCAUCUGAGCUUAACUCACCACGACACAGAACACACUCGCUCUGCAACUCUUUAGAGGACCUGGAGGACCAGAAAAGGAGGAAGAAGAAGGAGAAGAUGGGCCUGGGUUCGCUGUCCCGCGUCUUUGCCCGAGGAAAGCAGAGGAAGUCUCUGGAUCCCGGCCUGUUCGACGACUCAGACAGUCUCUCGAGCCCCGCCCGUCUGAGUGUGAGCCUAUCAGAUUGUGAGGAGCAGCUGGACAGACUGCAGCAGGUGGAGCUGGCGCGGACGGUGCCCAUGUCCCGGUGGCGAGCGGGCACUGUGCAGGCCUGGCUUGAGGUCAUCAUGGCCAUGCCCAUGUACAUCCGCGCCUGUGCAGACAACAUCAAGAGCGGCAAGGUGAUGUUAGCCUUAACUGAUGCAGAUCUUGAGGCUGGUUUGGGCAUCAGUAACUCUAUGCAUCGCAGGAAACUGCGCCUGGCCAUUGAAGACUACAGACAGGCUGAGUCUGGACAUGGGCUAUCAAAAGCAGCGGAUCUGGACCACCACUGGGUGGCGCAGGCGUGGCUGAGUGAUGUAGGACUGCCACAGUACUCCCAGUUUUUCCACACCCACCUAGUGGAUGGACGCCUGUUGAGCACACUCACUCGCAGCGACCUGGAAAAGCACCUGCACGUGUCCAAAAAAGCCCAUCAGAGCAGCCUCCUGCUGGGAAUACAACUACUGCACAUGCUCAACUUCAACAAAGAGGUGCUGCAGGCAAGACGAGCGGACUGUGAGAGCCAGAACACAGACCCUUUAGUGUGGACCUGCCAGCGUAUCAUUAAAUGGCUGAGAGACAUCGACCUGAAGGAAUUUGCUGACAAUCUUCAGAGCAGCGGGGUCCAUGGUGCAGUCAUGGUGCUGGAUCCUUCCUUCACCACGGACUCUAUGGCAACGGCUCUAGGUAUCCCUGGAAACAAGCAUAUGGUCCGUCAACACCUGAGUGAAGAAAUGAAGGCCCUCCUCAGCCCUGCAAGAUUGGGCAUUGAACAGGAAGUCGAGCCUUUGGGAACUCCGCCCACUCUGUCUCGUCAGAGUUCUCUGAGACGUUCCACCAUCGGUCGCCAUGACGACCAACUGUCUUUCAGAAAACUCACAGCCAAGCCUCCAGUAAGCUUCAGUCUGAAGAACCACAGUGGGAGGGACAUCAGUUCUCUAAGCUCUGCUUCAUUACAGAGAGAUGGAUAUGAGGAGGCCCCAGCCCAGCCAGAGAACAGUCCAACCAGACAGCUCUCUGCCUCUGAUGCUGAUACUGUCUAAGCCCUGCACCUUAAAGGAAACAGGCCAGGAUGUUGUGCAAAGCAUUGAAGAAAUGAACGUUUCCUGAUGAAACAGCACUUUUUGAGCUAGUGGACAUUUACAGUAGUUUAUGUUUACCAGUUGAAACACUUUUUUUGUCCGAUUUUUGUGAUGUUGUUAAAUGUAUUUUUGUAUUGGACUCUCACAAAAAUUGUUGCACAGCAACUUCAUGCAUCAACUUUGAAUAACAAUGCACCUGAACGUUAUGAAUCAUUGUAAUAUUUGGAACCUGCUACCAUUUAUAUUUACGUUUACCAUUCUGCAUAAAGAAGCCUAAACCUGGA